AUGCUGCGCCGCCGCGGAGCCUUCAGCGUGGAGCUGCGCCGCGGUGACCUCGAUGGUCCCUGGGAGACAGCGGAGAGCUGCGUGGUGCGCACCUCCGCCAGCGUCUACCGCCGGCUGCAAGAGAGCCCACGGCAGCCCCUGGGGGGGAUGAGCACCUGGGGACCCCCCCCACCGCCACCCCUCUCCUCCGGCAGCCCCCCAGCAAGCGGGCGGCUUCUCAAGUCGGAGUCGGAGGACUCCGGGGUGGAGAUGGCCAGCAACGAGCACUCGCCUUCCACCCCCGUGGGCUCCGAGAGCAGCUUCUCCCUUGACGGCUUCCCACCGGAGAAGAGCCCCCCUGGAGAGGAGCCGGGCACCGAGCCCCCCCGGCCGCCCCGCAGCCGCUCGGCCAGCAAGAAGCUGGUGCAGGUGGCGCAGCGCAGCAAGAGGCAGCGGGUGCCCGGGCGCUGCCCGCGACAGCUCGGCCGAUGCAGUGCCAGCGCGGCCGACCUGUGGGCAGAGCCGGCACGGGACCCCCGGGAGCCGGAGGAGCCCAGCGUGGAGGACCCCGAGGGAUCGGUGUCCCCCGCUUGCCCACAGGCUGUGCCGGAGGCGGUGCUGCCCGUGCCCGGGCAGGGGCUGCGGUACCUGGAGCACGUCUGCCAGAUGCUGGAGCGCUUGGCCCGGCUGCAGCAGGACAACCGGCUCCUCCGGCAGCAGGCGGCAGAUGCCCGGCGUACCCGCCCUGACACCGUGCCCAGCCGGGAGCCGCUGGGGCAGGAUCUGGCCAUGCGGAGGGGCGAGCGGUUCCGGCCACGCUCCUGCUCGGACAGCCAAGCACCAGCACCGGACCCUGGGCCGUGCCGGAGGACGUGGGGUCACUCGGCCAGCUCCCCCAGCCUGCUGGACCCCUCCGAGAGCGGGGCGGGGGUCCCGACACUGGACAAGGACGGGCGCUCGCACUGGGGCCGGGUGAAGGUGCUGCUCACCCGCCUGACCCGUCGCUCGUUGCGGGGCGGCCGCUGCAGGUAG
Molecule: messenger RNA, 1011 nt
Organism: Gavia stellata (red-throated loon)
Lineage: Eukaryota; Metazoa; Chordata; Aves; Gaviiformes; Gaviidae
Gene: C31H8orf58
Product: chromosome 31 C8orf58 homolog
Exons: 7
Coding region: 1-1011 (336 amino acids)
Source: RefSeq, a predicted model, not a curated record